AUGUUACAUGAAGAAAGAAAGAGAAGGCAAAGGGCGUCAUUAGUGGAGGGGGUGUGCGACGUUCCCGCGAUAGAGGUGCAUGGCCACCAGUCAGCUGUCGUUAGCAACGGCUAUCCCACGCUGAAUCACUCGCUACCCCAUGCCACCAAGCCCUCUCGGGUUGUCGUUGCUUCGGAGCCCGAGCUAGAAAGAAAGAGAGAGCGAAUACAUUCCAAUAUUUGA
Messenger RNA from Trichoderma asperellum CBS 433.97, 222 nucleotides. The record is from RefSeq and is a predicted model, not a curated record. Lineage: Eukaryota; Fungi; Ascomycota; Sordariomycetes; Hypocreales; Hypocreaceae.